UGAGUAUAUAACCAUAUAUAAAUCAUCUUUCUACAAUUUCUAGAGUAUAGAAACCACGAAUUGAAUAGGAAGAAAAUGGAGAGGGUUUUCUCGGGCACUGGACUCGGGCAAAUGGGAAUGAUGUGGGAGCAAGUGCGGGCGCCAUUGAUCGUGCCAUUUAUGAAAAUUAUGGUGAUAAUGUGCUUAGCCAUGUCUGUGAUGUUGUUCGUGGAGCGUGUCUGUAUGGGUAUUAUUAUUGCUGUUGUUAAGUUGAUGAAAUAUAAGCUUGAAAAAAGAUACAAAUGGGAGGCGAUUAAGGAAGAUUUGGAGAUCGGUAAUCCGUGUUAUCCUAUGGUUUUAGUACAAAUACCAAUGUAUAAUGAAAAAGAGGUGUAUCAACUUUCGAUUGGAGCAGCAUGCGGGCUCUCAUGGCCGUCUGAUCGAAUCAUAAUUCAAGUUCUUGAUGACUCCACAGAUCCGAUCAUCAAGGAUUUAGUGGAGUUAGAGUGCAAGAGAUGGGCAGGAAAAGGAAUAAACAUUAAGUACGAAAUUAGAGGCAAUAGAAAUGGGUACAAAGCUGGUGCUCUGAAACAAGGCAUGAAGCACCCUUACGUGAACCAAUGUGAGUUUGUGGCCAUUUUUGAUGCUGAUUUCCAGCCCGAUCCUGACUUCCUUUGGCGCACCAUCCCUCUCCUCGCACACAACCCUGAACUUGCACUCGUUCAAGCUCGUUGGAAAUUCGUGAACUCAGAUGAGUGUUUGAUGACAAGAAUGCAAGAAAUGUCAUUAGAUUAUCAUUUUAUUGUGGAACAAGAGGCAGGAUCCGCGACACAUGCGUUUUUCGGGUUCAAUGGAACCGCGGGCGUUUGGAGGAUUUCAGCUCUUAAUGAGGCUGGUGGAUGGAAAGACCGGACGACUGUAGAAGACAUGGAUCUAGCAGUCCGUGUGAGUCUUAAAGGAUGGAAAUUUGUCUAUGUUGGUGACCUCAAGGUGAAAAAUGAAUUACCAAGUACUUUCCAAGCAUACCGCUAUCAACAACAUCGAUGGUCUUGUGGACCGGCUAACCUCUUCAAGAAAAUGAUCAUAGAAAUCGCAAGAAACAAGAGAGUGACAGUGUGGAAGAAGUUUUAUGUGAUAUACAGUUUCUUCUUUGUUAGAAAAAUCGUUGCACAUCUUGUCACGUUUAUCUUCUACUGUGUGGUAUUGCCCGCAACGGUGUUUGUGCCAGAAGUGCAAGUUCCUAAAUGGGGUGCCAUUUAUAUUCCUUCGAUUGUCUCUUUACUUAAUGCAGUUGGAACUCCACGAUCAUUUCAUUUGUUAGUUUUCUGGAUUCUUUUUGAGAAUGUCAUGUCUUUGCAUCGGACUAAAGGAACAUUCAUUGGUCUUUUUGAGGCUGGAACAAGGGUUAAUGAAUGGGUAGUUACUAAGAAACUUGGAGAAGCUUUAAAAGCCAAACCGGGUUCCAAAUCUACAAAAAAACCUCGACUACAAAUUGGAGAAAGUGUAUAUGUGCUGGAGAUAUUUGUGGGGGUCUACCUCUUCUUGUGUGGGUGCUAUGAUUUGUCAUUUGGGAAGAACCAUUACUUCAUAUAUCUCUUCCUACAAGCUAUGGCUUUCUUCAUCGUUGGAUUUGGCUACAUUGGCGUUUUUGUCCCCAAUUCUUGAAAACUAUAGGAAAAAAUAUCAGAGUUUCAAUUUACGAAGA
Messenger RNA from Lactuca virosa, 1684 nucleotides. Lineage: Eukaryota; Viridiplantae; Streptophyta; Magnoliopsida; Asterales; Asteraceae. The record is from the annotation of a GenBank genome assembly.